Molecule: messenger RNA, 291 nt
Organism: Gongylonema pulchrum
Lineage: Eukaryota; Metazoa; Nematoda; Chromadorea; Rhabditida; Gongylonematidae
Source: the annotation of a GenBank genome assembly
AUGGACGUGGUGGAAGUGCAGGAUGCUGACGUACUGGAAGAAGUAGAAAGGUUUUUGGAUUUCGCCUGUGCAGCGGAUCUGGAUGGCAUCGCUGGAAUCUUGGCGAACGGAUUAUCAGUGGAUGUGGUAGAUGAUGCUCACACCACUGCGCUUCAAAUCGCUGCUGCGCAGGCAGUAGAUAAAUGUAAUGACUGCGGGUUCACGCCACUUCUGCAUGCUGCCCGGAAUGGGAAGGCAGAAGUUGUGGAAUUGUUAAUCCGACACAAUGCUGAUCCGUGUCGAACCACGUAA